Nerophis ophidion (straightnose pipefish) is the source of this 4177-nucleotide messenger RNA. It is a transcript of the gene dis3l2, whose product is annotated as DIS3 like 3'-5' exoribonuclease 2. The record is from RefSeq and is a predicted model, not a curated record. Gene Ontology annotation, cellular component: P-body; exosome (RNase complex). Lineage: Eukaryota; Metazoa; Chordata; Actinopteri; Syngnathiformes; Syngnathidae. Gene Ontology annotation, molecular function: RNA binding; 3'-5'-RNA exonuclease activity. The transcript has 21 exons. The coding region runs from base 108 to 3221 and encodes 1037 amino acids. Gene Ontology annotation, biological process: miRNA catabolic process.
CUUGAACGCAACUGUUUGUGACGUCACCGGAAGUGAUACAAUCAAACUGCUAGCUAGCUUGCCUGAGCUUGCCGUGCUGCUUACACAACCUGUGACUCGUUAACCACAUGGAUUCUCCUCGGCAAUCUAAGGGGGCCCACCAAAAACGUGACGCGAAGGGCGGUCAAAGCGAGUCCAAACCCCCCCGACGUAAAGACGCCUACGCCCGACUCCUGAGCCAGCACCGCAGCGGCACCUUCACCAAGUUCCUGGAGCAAUACGCCAAGGAGCCCUCCCUCCCGAAGGACGACAAAGGGCAAGUGGUGCUGCUGAGCUACAAGCAGCUCAACACGCAGGGGGAACGGUCGAACGUGCACCAGCAAAAAGGGGACCUUGCGCCUCGCCUGGCACCGGACGCCAGUGACUUCCCCCCGUCUUCCACAAAAGACAAAGGAGACGAGAGCUCCCUGUCUUUGUACAUGACCAAAUUAAGCACGCACAACGCUCAGCACGACGGCGAGAGGAAGCCCGGUGUGUGUGAGAAGCAGCGAAAGGGACAGCGGAGGGACACCGCCACCAGCCAAGACGGAGACAUCGAGUCCGGCGAGGAGCUCAGCGCUUUAGCCCCCAACGACACCAAGAAGCACCAGCGUCAGCGCAAGAAAACCAAAGACCCCAACAAGGACGCCGGCCUAUCGGUGGAGUCCGGCCAAAACAAAGCCUGCUCCAACAAGCCCGAGGCGAAGAACACCAACCUGCCCACGCAGCCCGAAGAUGCCGUGUCAAAAUGCGGAGGCGACCGUCACAAGUCCAGACCCCAGUCCCCUCACGAUAAGAACAAAACGGCAAAGCCCGCAGCUUCCAACGUCAACUCUGCUGCAGAGAAGAAUAAGAUCCGCCGGGGAUGCAGGGGGUCAAGGAAACAAGUGUUUGAAAAUUAUUUGACCUGUGAGGACGUUUCCCAUGGCCUUAAAAGAGGAGAACUUAUUCAGGGACCACUGCGAAUCAACCCCAAGAAGUACCACGAAGCUUUCAUCCCUUCUCCUGAUGACACGAGGGAUAUAUUUCUGGAUGGGAUUAUAGCUCGUAACAGGGCAUUAAAUGGAGACAUAGUUGUGGUGCAAGUCUUACCACGGGAGCAAUGGAAGGUUGUGAGGUCAGACACUGACUGCGAAGGAGCCAGUGAGCCCGAGACCCAGAGGGGAAGCGCGGCGCAAACUGCCCAGAGUAAGAUGGCACAAAAGCCGGGCGUGUCUGUUGAUGAACAGCGUAGUGACCAGGAUGAACUCGCACGCAAAGACUCACUGAAAAAUACUUUAUCACCACAAUCCAAUGGGGAAACGCUCCAAAUGACCGCUAAAGUGGUGUACAUUGUGGAAAAAAAGCACUCGAGGGCUGUGACCGGUUCCCUGAAAUUUCUACCGGACAAACCUUUCGCUAUGUUCUCCCCUGUGGACCACCGUGUGCCAAGGAUUAAUGUCCCCCUCACGGACUGUCCAGAGAACUUUAGCACCCGCCCGGGUGAUUACGCCAACACCCUGUUCAUCUGCCGUAUCACCGACUGGCCGUCUGACAACAACUUUGCAGAAGGCCGGCUGGCAAAGACUUUGGGUCAAGCUGGAGAAAUCGAGCCGGAAACGGAAGGUAUUCUGGUGGAGUACGACGUGGAUUUUUCGGAGUUCUCAGACGAAGUGUUGGCCUGCUUGCCCAAGAACUUGCCCUGGACCAUCCCACCCGAGGAGAUGACCAAGAGAAGAGACUUAAGGAAAGAGUGCAUCUUUACAAUUGAUCCUGCGACUGCCAGAGACCUCGAUGACGCCUUGUCCUGUAAACAACUUCCAGAUGGCAACUAUGAGGUGGGAGUCCACAUCGCCGAUGUCAGUUAUUUCGUGGAAGAGGGCAGCGCUUUGGAUGCCACUGCUAGCCAGCGAGCCACCAGUGUGUACCUUGUUCAAAAAGUGGUCCCCAUGUUACCGAGGCUGCUUUGUGAAGAGCUGUGCAGUUUGAACCCUCUCAAAGACAGGCUUACCUUCUCUGUCAUUUGGAAAAUCACUCCGGAAGGGAAGAUCCUGAGCGAGUGGUUCGGCCGCUCGGUGAUCCGCUCCUGUGUCAAGUUGAGCUACGACCACGCCCAGAGCAUGAUCGAGGCCCCCGAGAAGAUGUUUACCCCUGACGAGCUGCCACCCGUGGACCCCCAGCACCCCAUAGACGGGAUCCAUCAAGCUGUGCUAAACCUACACUCAAUUGCCAAAAACCUCCGAGCUCAGCGUUUCUCUGGAGGAGCGCUCCGACUGGACCAGCUGAAACUGUCUUUCACUUUGGACAAAGAGACCAUGAUGCCUCAAGGCUGCUACGUUUACCAGUACAGAGACAGUAACAAGUUGGUGGAGGAGUUCAUGCUCCUGGCUAACAUUGCCACCGCCAACCACAUUUACCACGGCACACCCAAGCUGGCAUUGCUCCGACGCCACCCUCCACCCAAGGCUAAGAUGGUGGAUGAGCUGCAGGAGCUGUGUGAGCAGCUGGGCGUGGACAUCGACCUCUCAUCUGCCGGCGGACUGCAUAAGAGUCUCAUUGCCACACUUGGUGUUGAUGAAUAUUCCACUGCCAGGAAAGAAGUCCUCACCCACAUGUGCUCCAGACCUAUGCAGAUGGCGCUGUACUUCUGCACAGGUGCUCUCCCCGAUGAGAAGCUGUAUCAGCAUUACGCCCUGAACGUUCCUCUUUACACUCACUUCACAUCCCCCAUCAGACGCUACGCCGACCUCAUCGUGCACCGGCUGCUGGCCUGGUCACUGAAGUGCGGUCCUAGGUUAGGGCCGUCAACGGAGGAAGUCCAAAAACAAGCGACGCACUGCAAUGAGAAGAAGACGGUAUCCAAAAGAGUACAAGAGCUCAGCUCCGAGCUCUUCUUUGGGGUCUUUGUGAAGGACUGUGGCCCUCUGGACUCUGAAGCCAUGGUGAUGGGUGUGUUGGACCAGUCCUUCGACGUCCUGGUUCUUCGCUACGGGGUGCAGAAACGCGUCUACUGCAAGUCUGUUGCAGGCCUGGCCUCUUUCCACCAUCGCAAGGUAGGAAAGAAAUCCGAGCUGACUCUCCUGUGGACGCCAGAGGACCACCAGCAACCCCAAGUAGAGCAGGUCAUUUCCAUCUUCACGCUGGUGGAGGUGCAGCUCAAAGCGGACGGCGCGCCCACCAAGUACAGCGCCGUGCUGAAGAAGCCCAACACAAACGCGUGUUAAGUACGUCCACGUGCUCUGAAACUGCUUGACAAGUAAGCAGUAUUCUUUUUUUCCCCGUUUUGCACACGGACACCAUUAGCUGCAUUUUGAAACUGGAUCCCAAAACGAAGCACGUAAAGCUUAGUGAACCCCAUUAACUUAAGAAUGGUGGUGUAAUAUUUAGUAAGUUAAACAUGUGUUACUCUGCUAUGGAUUUUAACUUAAUGUGGAAAACGGAAACAGUAUUGUAAGUUAAUUCUAAAUAUAUAGGAUUGUAUUUUUUUUUUUUUUUUUAUCGUACGCGGGAGUGGUAUUUAAAAAAUGGGAGUAAGAAGUACGGUGGUAUUAUUGUUUUAUUCUACCUUAGACGUAGCAAGUUGUAUUUGCGAAAUGAUGAUGUAAUUGUAACAUUUUAUGCUGACAAACAUUGUUUUUAUUUCAACCUUGGAACGGUUGAAAAGCCAAGUCAUCUAUUCAUUUUUAUAUUUUUUUUUUAUUACCAAAUUUAGUUCUUAAUUCAUUUUUAUUCUGACUAACGCGCUCGGAAGCGUUCAGAUUUCAGAUUUUUCCCUGACAUUCUUUCCCCUUUUUGGUUUAAUCCGUACCUCACAUGCGUUCAUGCUGACUUGAACUCAACUGUGCCAUUUUAUUUUUGCUUUUCUGUCCCGAAAGGUUGCCUGUUUUUGGGGUUUUUUUUGCGUUUUUUGACGUGAACUUUAAGCGUAUUGCAUAACAUGAAGACAAGUUUGUUUUGGUUUGCAAAUCACCGGGCUAAGUUUGUGUUUUGUGGGGGUAGGAAAAUAAUAGAAUGUGUAGAAAAAAAGGUCAUCGCCAUCUGUAACCUCAAUUAUUCAACACGCUGCCCUCUCUUCGGAGCAGCCAUUGUGUCAAAAAUGUUGGGUGUGAUGUCAAAAGGUAGCAAGAAGUGACUAAUCUCCUUUUGUUACUAGGUAAAUAAACCCAUACAUACUUGAAAA